Nannospalax galili (Upper Galilee mountains blind mole rat) is the source of this 9124-nucleotide messenger RNA. It is a transcript of the gene Apc2, whose product is annotated as APC regulator of WNT signaling pathway 2. Gene Ontology annotation, biological process: nervous system development; positive regulation of protein catabolic process; negative regulation of microtubule depolymerization. The transcript is spliced from 15 exons. Gene Ontology annotation, molecular function: gamma-catenin binding; beta-catenin binding; microtubule binding. The record is from RefSeq and is a predicted model, not a curated record. Lineage: Eukaryota; Metazoa; Chordata; Mammalia; Rodentia; Spalacidae. The coding region runs from base 138 to 6995 and encodes 2285 amino acids. Gene Ontology annotation, cellular component: beta-catenin destruction complex; cytoplasmic microtubule; catenin complex.
AGCGGCUGCACGGCCUGGGCCAGGCCUGGAUGGGGCUUUGUCCGUCCUGUCUGUACUGCUGAGACCCCGCCCCCAGGUCUGGGUUUCAGGCCGAGCUGAGCGGCGGAGGAAGGCCCGAGGCCUCCCAGCUCACCCAGAUGCAAGCACUGCAGGAGUUGAAGAUGGCCACCUCUGUUACAUCCUAUGAGCAGCUGGUACGGCAGGUGGAGGCAUUGAAGGCGGAGAAUAGUUACUUGAGGCAGGAGUUACAGGAUAACUCCAGCCACCUGUUCAAGCUGGAGACUGAAACCUCAGGCAUGAAGGAAGUACUGAAACACCUGCAGGGCAAGUUAGAGCAGGAGGCCCGAGUGUUGGUGUCCUCUGGACAGACAGAAGUGUUGGAGCAGCUGAAGGCUCUCCAGACUGACAUCAGCAGUCUAUACAACCUCAAGUUCCAGCCACCCACCCUGCACCAGGAGCCCUCUGCCCAGAUCCCAGAGGGGAGCCCUGUGCACAGCUCUGGGCCACUGAAGGACAGCUUUGGGGAGCUGAGCCGGGCCACCAUCCGUCUACUUGAAGAACUGGACCAGGAAAGAUGCUUCCUGCUGAGUGAGAUAGAGAAGGAAGAGAAGGAGAAGCUGUGGUACUACACACAGCUUCAGGGCCUGGCCAAGCGUCUGGACGAGCUGCCGCACGUGGAAACGCAGUUCUCAAUGCAGAUGGAUCUGAUCCGGCAGCAGCUGGAGUUCGAGGCCCAGCACAUCCGCUCCCUGAUGGAGGAGCGCUUUGGCACCUCGGAUGAGAUGGUGCAGCGCGCGCAGAUCCGCGCUUCCCGCCUGGAGCAGAUUGACAAGGAGCUAUUGGAGGCUCAAGACAGGGUGCAGCAGACGGAACCCCAGGCCCUACUGGCUGUGAAGCCCGUGGCAGUGGAGGAGGACCCGGAGGCCGAGGUUCCCACGCACCCCGAGGAUGCCCCUCAACCUGGCAACAGCAAGGUUGAGGUCGUGUUCUGGUUACUGUCCAUGUUGGCUACGAGGGACCAGGAGGACACUGCACGAACGCUACUGGCCAUGUCCAGUUCACCAGAGAGCUGUGUGGCCAUGCGGCGUUCAGGCUGCCUGCCACUGCUGCUACAGAUCCUGCAUAGCACAGAGGCAGGGUCUGGAGGCCGCACAGGGACCCCGGGGGCACCAGGUGCCAAGGACGCUCGCAUGCGCGCCAAUGCAGCUCUGCACAACAUCGUCUUCUCACAGCCAGAUCAGGGCCUGGCACGCAAGGAGAUGCGGGUGCUGCAUGUGCUGGAGCAGAUCCGUGCCUACUGUGAGACCUCCUGGGACUGGCUGCAGGCCCGAGACUCAGGAGAGGGAAGCAGUGCAGGAGGCACCCCUGUCCCCAUUGAGCCUCAGAUCUGCCAGGCCACCUGUGCGGUGAUGAAGCUGUCCUUUGAUGAUGAGUACCGUCGUGCCAUGAACGAGCUAGGUGGGCUGCAGGCCAUUGCGGAACUGCUGCAAGUGGAUUACGAGAUGCACAAGACCACACAGGACCCACUCAACCUUGCCCUGCGCCGCUAUGCAGGCAUGACCCUCACCAACCUCACUUUUGGAGACGUGGCCAAUAAGGCCACAUUGUGCGCCCGCCGAGGCUGUAUGGAGGCCAUUGUAGCCCAGCUGGCCUCUGAUAGCGAGGAACUCCACCAGGUCGUGUCCAGCAUCCUCCGCAAUCUGUCAUGGAGAGCUGACAUCAACAGCAAGAAAGUACUGAGGGAGGUGGGCAGCAUGACUGCCCUCAUGGAGUGUGUCUUGCGGGCUACCAAGGAGUCCACCCUGAAGAGCGUGCUCAGUGCAUUGUGGAACCUGUCUGCACACAGCACAGAGAAUAAGGCGGCCAUCUGCCAGGUGGAUGGUGCUCUGGGCUUCCUGGUGAGCACGCUCACCUACCGCUGCCAAGGGAACUCCCUGGCUGUCAUUGAGAGUGGAGGUGGUAUCCUGCGCAACGUGUCCAGCCUCAUCGCCACCAGGGAAGACUACAGGCAGGUGCUGCGUGACCACAACUGCCUACAGACACUGCUACAACACCUCACCUCGCACAGCCUGACCAUAGUGAGCAAUGCGUGUGGAACACUCUGGAACCUGUCUGCCCGCAGCCCCCGGGAUCAGGAACUGCUCUGGGACCUAGGGGCAGUGGGCAUGCUUCGAAACCUUGUUCACUCCAAACACAAGAUGAUCGCCAUGGGUAGCGCUGCCGCCCUGCGCAACCUGCUGGCCCACCGGCCUGCCAAGUACCAGGUGACAGCCACUGCCAUCUCCCCGGGCACCUGUGUGCCCAGCCUGUAUGUGCGUAAGCAGAAGGCUCUGGAGGCCGAACUGGACACCCGGCAUCUGGCACAGACGCUGGGUCACCUGGAGAAACAGGGUCUGGCUGAGGCUGACAGUGCUUCAAAGAAACCUUUACCACCCCUUCGCCACCUGGAUGGGCUGGCAAGGGACUAUGCCUCUGAUUCCGGCUGCUUUGAUGACGAUGAUGCGCCAUCCCUGGCAGCGGCUGCCACUACUGCAGAGCCUGCCAGCCCAGCGAUGCUGUCCAUGUUCCUCAGUGGCCCAUUCCUCCAGGGCCAGGCGCUGGCCCGUACUACUGCUGCCCACCAGGGUGGCUCAGAGGCUGAGAAAGAGGCUGGUGGGGACACAGCUGUGGCCAUCAAGGCAAAGGCCAAACUGGCGCUGGCCGUGGCACGGAUUGACCGGCUGGUUGAGGACAUUUCUGCCCUCCACACCUCAUCUGAUGACAGUUUUAGUCUCAGCUCAGGGGACCCCGGGCAGGAGGCACCAAGGGAGGGCCAGGCCCAGUCUUGUUCUCCAUGCCGGGGACACGAGGGUGGCCGUCAUGAGGUAGGUGGCCGGGCCCAUCCUCUGCUGCGGCUCAAGGCUGCCCACACCAGCCUCUCCAAUGACAGUCUCAACAGCAGCAGUACAAGUGAUGGUUACUGUCCCCGGGAGCACAUGCAGCCCUGCCCGCUGGCUGCUCUGGCUGAGCAUCGUGAGGAUCUUUUGAAUGGGCAGAAGCGUCCCAGUCGGCUGGACCUGGACCUGCCCAGAGGCCGGGCUGAGCUGCCCUCCCAGGACACAGUGGUGUCUGAUGCCCGUGUGCGAACCAUCAAACUGUCUCCCACCUAUCAGCAUGUUCCACUGUUUGAUGGGGCCACUGCAGCGGGUGUCCGACCCCUCGCUGGACCUGGGGCCUCCCCGGGGGCUUGGAAGCAGGCGUGGAUGCCUGGGAACAGCCCGAGCAAGGUCCCCGAGAAGCUGGUGGGCUCCCCGCUGCCUGUGGCCAGCAGGGUACUGCAGAAGCUAGUGGCAGAGGAUGGGCCCAUGUCUCUUUCUCGAUGUAGCUCUCUGUCUUCAUUGUCUUCCACUGGCCAUGCUGGCCCCAGUGAGACAGGAAAUUUGGAUGACAGUGAUUCAUCUCUAGAGGGGUUAGAGGAGGCUGGCCCUGGGAAGUCUGAGCUGGAUGGAGCAUGGCAGGCCUCGAGGUCCACUUCUCUGCCCGUGACCAUCCCAGCCCCACACCAGGGCCACAGUCGGGGUCUGGGGAUGGAGGAUGCUACCUCCAGCUCAUCAGAGAACUGCGUGCAGGAGACACCCUUGGUCCUCAGCCGCUGUAGCUCCGUGAGUUCUCUGGGCAGCUUUGAGAGCCAGUCCAUUGCGAGCUCCAUCCCUAGUGAUCCAUGCAGCGGGCUGGGCAGUGGUACUGUGAGUCCCAGUGAACUGCCAGAUAGUCCUGGGCAGACGAUGCCACCCAGCCGCAGCAAGACACCACCGGCACCACCGGGUCAGCCUGAGACCAGCCAGUUCAGCCUACAGUGGGAGAGCUAUGUGAAGCGCUUUUUAGACAUUGCGGACUGUCGGGAGCGAUGCCAGCCACCCUCGGAGUUGGAUGCAGGUAGUGUGCGCUUCACUGUGGAGAAGCCUGAUGAAAACUUCUCCUGUGCCUCCAGCCUCAGCGCACUGGCCCUGCAUGAACUUUAUGUACAACAGGACGUGGAGCUGCGACUGAGGCCACCGGCCUGCCCAGAGCGUGCUGGGGGCAGUGGGGGACACCGUCGGAGGGAUGAGGCUGCUGGCCGCCUUGAGGGUCCAACGUCCAGUAACUCUCGAGCUCGUGUGGCUGCUGACAAGGAGCUGGAGUUGCUGCGUGAGUGUCUAGGGGCUGCUGUGCCUGCCCGGCUCCAUAAGGUGACCUCUGCAUUGAUGCCCGGCCGCCGGGCACUGCCUGUCCCUGUGUACAUGUUAGUGCCUGCCCCGGCCCGGGAUGAUGACUCAGGUACUGACUCAGCAGAGGGCACCCCGGUUAACUUUUCCAGUGCUGCCUCACUCAGUGAUGAGACACUUCAGGGACACUCCAGGGACCAGCCCUGUGGACCUGUGGACAGACAGAAACCCAUAGGCCAAGCAGCACCUGCCAGGAGGAGUGCUGGUCACCGGCCCAAGGCAGUGGGCACUGGUAAGAACACAGAACAGGCCCGAGGAGCCAGCAGGACCCGGGCAAGAUUGGAGCUGCCCCUGAGCCGGCCUUUGAGUGCACGAUCCAACAGAGAUGGCUCCAGCCAGGUUCGGACCCAUGGGGAUGGGGCUCUGCAGUCCCUCUGCCUCACUACCCCCACAGAGGAGGCUGUAUACUGUUUUUAUGGCUCUGACGAGGAGCCACCGGCCACAGCACCGCCACCAAGGCGGGCAUCUGCCAUUCCACGGGCUCUAAAGCAGGAGAAGUCCACGAAACUAGCUCCUCCACCCAUGAGGGCCCAGCCCAGAAUGAUUGUGGACGAGACCCCACCAUGCUACUCCCUGACAUCUUCGGCCAGUUCCCUCAGCGAGCCUGAGGUCCCUGAGAGGCCAGCCAGCCAUCUGCAAGGCCAGGAGCUGGUGGCCACCAAGGACCCAGGCCUGGGUGGUAGACAGGAUAGCUUUCCCAGCCCACGGGCUGAGGAGGAACUACUGCAAAAGUGUAUCAGCUCAGCCCUUCCAAGGCACCGGCCACAGGUACAGGGUUCACGGCGUCGCAAGCCACGAGCUGCCCGACAGAAUGAGGUACCCCGGAAAUGCUGCGAGGAGGUGCCUGGCUCCGAUCCAGCCUCUGAUUUAGACAGUGUGGAGUGGAAGGCCAUCCAAGAGGGCGCAAACUCCAUAGUCACUUGGCUGCAUCAGGCAGCAGCCAGGGCCAGCCUGGAGGCCUCAUCAGAGACUGACUCUGUACUGUCUUUGGCAUCCGGUCUGUCCCCAGGCUCCUCUUUACAGCCUUCCAAAGACAGGAAGGGGCAGCAACCUGGGGCUGGGACCGAAGCUGUGAGUGUCUGCCAUCCAGAGAAACAGGAUACUUCCUCCACCAAGGUCAGUGGGAACCCCUGCUCUCCUGGAGGCUCUGAGAAGCCAAGAGGUGUUCAUCAGAAGACUGUGACAGGGGAGCCAGCUGUGCUCCGGGGACGGACAGUAAUUUAUAUGCCCAGUCCAGUCUCCCGGUCUCAGCCUAAAGGGGUCCCCGGGCCCUGUACCAAACCUAGAAAGAUGGGGUCAGCUGGUACCACUCAGCCUGAAACUGCCACCAAGUCCCCCAGUCCUGGGCAGCUGCGUUCACGGAGCCUCCACCGGCCUGGCAAAAUCUCUGAACUGGCAGCUAUGAACCAUCCACCAAGGAGUGCCACGCCGCCAGCUCGCCUCACCAAGACCCCAUCCUCCAGUUCCUCCCAGACCUCCUCUGCCUCUCAGCCCCUGCCUAGGCGGUCCCCUCUGGCUACUCUCCCCUCAGGAUCCCUGCUGGGUCCUGGAGAGUCCCCAGUGCCCAAGUCACCAGCCCGGGCCCUUCUAGCUAAGCAACACAAGACUCAGAAGUCACCAGUGCGAAUUCCAUUCAUGCAAAAGCCAGCCAGGCGAGGGCCACCACCGCUGGCCAAGCCGGCCCCAGAGCCAGGACCCAGAGGCCGAGCAGGGGCUGAAGGGGUUCCCGGGGUGCGUGGUGGCCGCCUGGGCCUGGUGCGCAUGACCUCAGCCCGUUCCAGUGGCAGUGAGUCCUGCACCCGCUCAGGUUUCCGAAGACAGCUGACCUUCAUCAAAGAGUCCCCAGGUCUCCUGCAUCGCCGCAGAUCAGAAUUGUCAUCCACAGGUUCCACAGUGUCCACAGCCUCCAUGGCCCAGGUCUCCUCACCCUGCCAUGGCCAGCCCACACUACCUGCAGUUUUCCUCUGCUCCUCUCGCUGUGACGAGCUGCGGGUGUCCCCACGGCAGUCCCCAGGGCCACAGCAGUCUCCGAAGUCUAGGCCAGGUCCUACCCCACGUGCUCCCAGGCGCACCAGCUCGGAGAGUCCCUCACGGCUGCCAGUUCGUACCACCCCCCUGCAGCCCGAGAAAGUCAAGCGGUAUGCGUCCCUGCCACACAUCAGUGUGGCCCGCAGGCAAGAUAGCACAGUCCCUGUGCCUGCUGCCCGCACCAAUGCCACCCGCCGGGGCAGUGACAGCGAGGCCAGGCCACUGCCCAGGGUAGCUGCGCCGGGCACUACCUGGCGGCGGAUCCGAGAUGAAGAUGUACCCUACAUUCUACGUAGCACACUGCCCGCCACCGCCCUGCCACUCCGGGGUCCAUCACCUGAGGACAGCCCCUCAGGGACCCAGCAGCGCAAGACCAGUGAUGCUGUGGUUCAAACGGAAGAGGUGGUCACCCCUAAGACCAAUUCUAGCACGUCACCCAGCCUGGAGAGCAGGGAUCCCCCAAAGGCCCCAGCCACCGGCCCUGUUGCACCCCUGGGCAGUGAUGUGGAUGGGCCAGUCCUUGCCAAGCUCCCUUGCUCAGUACCCUUCACUCAUGAAGGCCUGAGUGUCACUGUAGGGGGCUUCCCCAUCAGCAGGCAUGGCUCCCCAAGCCGGGCUGCACGCGUAUCCCCCUUCAACUAUGUGCCCAGUCCCAUGGCUGUGGCCAGUAACUCCUCAGUGGAGAAAGCCCCCAUGUCCACUCCAGUCAGCCUCCUGGAAUAGCAGAUCUAGACAUGUAUGCUGGAACAUUCUCCUGGCCAUGUGGCCCAGUGCAGCUGCCCUGUGGGCCUGCUCUCUAGAUGCUCUGAGUAGGUGAAGUCCUCGGAGCCCCUUUUAAGCAUGCCUAUCUGCCCCUUCCACCCCUGGGGCUUCAUCCAGGGGAAGUGACCACAGACAGGGGCCAUUGAGCACACAUGGUGGGGGGAGUGUCAUCCUUCCAGAUCUGGUCAGGAGGGACGUGUUCUGAGGGACACUAGCUAUGGGCCUCCCACGCAGGAUCUGCCCCUGCUACACCCAGUAGGAUGGUGGGGGACAGGUACAGAGAGCACAGGAAGGCUAAGCCUGGCAGCUGUGUCUGCCACAGCCCUCAGCUCUCUAAUUAGGGCUCUGGUAAUUGGUUAAUGAGAACUUCGCUGGGUGUGUUUGUGUUCCCAGGCAGCUGGGGAGAGUGGGUUGAAGGGUGGAGCCAAGCUGGCAGACAGACAGACUUGCCUACCCAGCAUGUGUGGAGUGUGUGUGUGAAGGCUGCUAACGGCAAAAUGGUCCAAUGCAGAUGCCUGGGGCCCGCUGAAUUCAUGUCCCUCCCAAGGGGGAAGUGGGACAGGACCCAGACGGGGGGCACACAGGGCCCUGAGCUGUUCAUCGGUGUCUUGCCUGUUUACAAAGCAGGAAGCUUGAGGAUCCGGGCCAGCCACAGCUUGGUCAAAACAGCAACUUGGAGGACAAGGUUGAGUGGCCUGAGGCUGCCUGUGGACUCAACAUGUUAAGUUGUGAGCAGAGGAUGAAGUAGGAAUUAUACAGGGAACACUGAGGAGUUUCAGGAGAUCUGGGUAUUGGGUCUGUGUAUGUAUCCCACGGACCUUUGUGAGAGGAACCUGGGGUGCAGUUAAGGCCUCAUCUCAGUAUGCAGUGUCCUCUCAAGAGUUGAUAACCUCUUUCUGACAGGAUCCUAGGGGCAGGCAGCUCUUUGCAAGGGGACCUACAGCUUACGGCCAACUGCGAGAGCUGCUCCCAGAGGACCAACUGGGACCCCAUCUGGGAUGAGGGAAGUGGUUUUGAGUCACAUGGGAGGCUUCUUUAGGAAACAGGACAGCGUGUCCCUCUGUCCAUACUUCAUCCUCCAUAUGGCUGGCCCCCAUCCUGUUGUCCCUCCUGGGUGAGGCAGACCCCAUAGUGCUAAGCAAUUUAACCCUUCAUCUCCCAGAGCUCUCACCACCCAGCAUUCUGUCGCUAACUCGCUGGGCAGAGCCACGCUGGGGACUCAAUGCAAGUCCAGGACACUGCCUGCCGUUCUGCACCGCUUGGGGGAUUCCAAAGACACACUGGCCUGCAGAUGACUAGCAGCAAGGGAACAAGGAGAGAGACCUUCCCAGGACACUGCAGGCUAGACCUGGAACCCCUGAAUGCCUGGUCACACCCACCACAGGCAGCCAUACAACAGGAUGACCCAGUGGAGGGGACAUGGCAGUAGACAGAGCCCCAGCUUGGCCAGAUGUCCAACCAGCUGGAGCUGUGAACUGCAGCUUGCAAAGACUGACCCUGUGUACUUACACUGUGAGACUCCCCCCCCUUGGCGGUGCAUGUGGCACCGCUCUGUGCCUCAGUUUCCCCAUGUGGGCCAUGGAGAGGGCUCCAAAGCUAGCUCUGGGUGAGUGGAUGGGAGGUCUUGGGUGUUGCUUACAGAGAGGCCAGGGCCACUGAGCCCACCUCCUGUCCUGCACCCCCUUAGGAAUUCUCUAUCCCCCACAAGGGUCACAAGCCACAAAGCAUCACCUGGACCAAAGCACACAGAUGGGAAGUGGAGCUCCAGCCUGCUCUACAGUGUCUUUAGAGAAAGAACAAGAGGGGUCUGGGGUAGGCUGGCUCUCAGCACCCUGAGCUGUGGUCCACUGGAGACUCACUACUGGGUGCUUUAACAGGGUGACAUGCCCACCUUUUACCUCUUGUCUGUCUUGCUGACCAGAGGCCAAGGCCACCCCCCUGGCUUGCACCUGGUCUGUCUGGCACUGCCCUAUCUCCUGUACAUACACACCUGGAACCCCAUGUAAACAAGUGUGGUGGGAGCACGCUGAGCCCAGCUUUCUGGCUCAUGUUCACACCUUUAAUAAAGCAAACCUUGCAUUGCUCUGGGU